AUGGCAGCCCCAAAACCUGGCUCACAAACUGGUAACUUCGUGGCUCAGGACAGGAUAUGGAAAUCCCACAUUGAAACAGAAAUGGAAACAGCAAAAAUGUGGCCUAAAAACUGGGGAUUUUUAGCAACUCCUUAUGACCAGCUUGUUGAAGACCAAAAAGAAAACAUUCAGCUGAAAAUUCCAGAACAUCUGCAGCCUCGAUCUAUGACCCCCAUGGAAACCUACAUCAAGGUAACUCCUUCGCCGCCCAUUCCCCAAACCACCCAGGGAUUAGUUGGCUGGAGAUCUACAGUCCCAGAGCUGCAGCUGGAACGAUACGGUAGAUCCAAAUUCCUUAAGGGAGACUUCUGCAAGCAGAUGAACUGGCCAGCCGAAGGAUUAGAUUAACCUCUCUAUCCUACAAGUCUGAGAAGCCACCCUCCCCUGCUUUCCUUCUCUACGACUGCAUGAAACCUCUGAAAGAUCAACUUAAACUUGAACAGCAUUUUAAGAAAUUCAACGGAAAUGGCAGUUUUUACAUAAUUUCUCUCAGAAGCAAGAUGUGGAAAACAAACUGAGGGAUAUCUGUAAAUGUUAAAAAUAUGCAGUAAACAUAAGUACUCAGCGCAAAGACUGAUUUACUGUCUGCCUUGCCUAAAGCCUGUUAUCCUUGAAUAUUUACAUUAUCGCAUUAAAGGUUACUAAAGCCUUAUUUUGAUAGAAUUGCAGCUUCAGGCAUAAACUCUAGUUUAACACUUAAUUAUUUUAUUUUUUCUACUAACAAAUUGUGAAAUUGUUUAGUAUAAAAUAAAAGAGCCUUGUUUUAACCUCAAAA
Molecule: messenger RNA, 814 nt
Organism: Bombina bombina (fire-bellied toad)
Lineage: Eukaryota; Metazoa; Chordata; Amphibia; Anura; Bombinatoridae
Gene: CIMIP1
Product: chromosome 1 C20orf85 homolog
Exons: 4
Coding region: 1-387 (128 amino acids)
Source: RefSeq, a predicted model, not a curated record